AUGUUCCGUGCCCGCCUCGCAACGGAUGCCUUGGAUUCCAUUAAGCAGCCAGUGACGGCGGAGGAAGCGUAUGAGGAGGCCAAGUCGUUGCUGAGGUACCCUGUCGACUCAAUCACAGAAGGCCUCAUGAAGAAGUUUGAGAUAACGGAUGUGGACGCCAAGACUUUUGUUGUGAAGGUGAUCAUAGAUGGCCAGAAGUUGGACAAGUGGGGCUAUGGUAAGGGAGAUGGCACCGACAGAGUCAGACACUGGAAGAAGGUGGUCAUGGAUGAUGCCAACAUGUCGCUCACCAUUCAGGAUUUUGUCCCAGAAGCAGCACUUGGUGCAUGGGUGGAUGAGGCUACAGACAAGGAGGCUUACAACACCUGCAUCCUUCAAGUUGAGAAGUCGCCGCCGCGCAUUCUCAUCAUCUUUGACGACAAGGACGGAAAGCGCCUCUCAGAUGAGGGAUUCAGAGACGUCAUGUACACAUGGACCGAUGGCAUCGUCAGCGGUGUUCAGACUUACAAGACCGCCAAGGUGAAGGUGAAGGCAAACGCACCUUCACUGGUCGAGGAGGGUAAGGAGAGUAUGGUGUCGGAACCCAUGGACGCCCACGUGAAAUACGACAAGUUCUGGGACAAGCACUUGCAGUACUGCAAGGACUUUGUGAAGAACGUGUCGGCCCCAGGAAGCACUUGGUUCUGCCUUGAGGAGUUUGGCUUGUGA
This is a messenger RNA of Symbiodinium pilosum, 708 nucleotides long. The record is from the annotation of a GenBank genome assembly. Lineage: Eukaryota; Dinophyceae; Suessiales; Symbiodiniaceae.